Amyelois transitella is the source of this 6260-nucleotide messenger RNA. It is a transcript of the gene TH1, whose product is annotated as negative elongation factor D. Gene Ontology annotation, cellular component: NELF complex; nucleus. Bases 180 to 1907 code for a protein of 575 amino acids. Gene Ontology annotation, biological process: negative regulation of transcription elongation by RNA polymerase II. Lineage: Eukaryota; Metazoa; Arthropoda; Insecta; Lepidoptera; Pyralidae. The record is from RefSeq and is a predicted model, not a curated record. Gene Ontology annotation, molecular function: RNA binding. The transcript is spliced from 13 exons.
CGUAACAGUCGUCCGCUUUGUAACUGUCAAAAUGUCAUAAACAAUAAUAUUGGUCAAAUACAACAAAAUAUCCGUCACUGUCAGUAAAAUAAAAUGUUAAAAGAACUGUGAAAUGUUGGGUUAGGUUAGAAUAAAGGAGCUAUACAAGAACCUUAAAUAAGAAUUAGUAAAACACCAAAAUGCCAAGUCAAUACGAAGAUGAACGGGUUUGGGAAACAUCAAAUCACACUCAGUAUGAGGAGGAAGGUGGAGAAGAUGUCAUCGAGAAUCCCGAAGAAGUUCUUCAAGAGUGUUUGGAGAAAUUCAAAACACCAGAUUACAUUAUGGAACCAGGAAUAUUUGGGCAGCUCAAACGAUAUUUUCAAGCUGGGGGCAAUCCAGAGCAAGUGAUAGAACAGUUAUCCAUCAAUUACAGUGCUGUAGCUCAAAUGGCUAACUUGUUAGCGGAGUGGCUUAUAUUAGGAGGUGUAAAAGUUACUGAAGUCCAGGCAAUGGUUGAAAAUCAUUUAAAAGAUAUGAUUCUAAAAACAUUUGACCCAAAGAAAGCAGAUACUAUUUUUACCGAGGAGGGUGAAACACCAGCCUGGUUAACUGAAAUGAUUGAACAUCCCACUUGGAGGUCCCUCAUUUAUAGACUGGCAGAAGAGUAUCCUGAUUGUCUAAUGUUGAACUUCACUAUAAAGUUGAUAUCAGAUGCAGGUUUUCAAGGGGAAAUCACUAGCAUAUCUACUGCAGCGCAACAAAUUGAAGUAUUCUCCAGAGUUCUUAAAUCUGCCAUAGUAGGAUUCCUUCAAAGUUCAGAUGAUUGGCAGAACAGUGUAAAUGAAUGUGCUAAAAUGGUGUGCCAUGGUGCACAUACUUAUGUAUACAGUCAAGUUAUAGUACACAUAUUAUCCCAAGAACCUAGAGGUGGAGCCAUAAUGAAGAGAUUGAGCCAGGAAAUUACUCGGUGUGCUCAACAGAGCGGUCACGACGUGACGCCCAUCACGCUGGCGCUGACGGCGGGCGAGUCGUGGCGGAGCGCGCGCACGGCGCUCGCCGCCAUGCUGUCGCGCGGCGCGCUCAACCCCGCCGACAUCUCCGCGCUGUUCCGCGCCUACACGCAGCCCGACCCGCCGCCCGUGCACCUCCUCCGGAUACCGCAGUUCUUGGAACUUCUAGUCGACUCACUGUUUAAGUUAGGCAGCAAAUUGAAUCCUGAACACAAAUCAAAGUAUAUGUACCUCCUGGCGUAUUCCGCGAGUGUCUGCGAAGGCGCCACCCCUGGCCGGCCUGUGAAGGAUGAACUGAAGGCGACCGUCCAAGCCAUAGAGAAGGUCCACGCUGUGUGCAGUAGCUCUGCCAGUUCUAGUGAGCUGAUAGCAGAGUUGCCAACACUCUACCAUUGCAUAAGAUUCCCCGUAGUCGGCAUGGGCGUGCUUGUAUGGGUGGAGUGCGUCGUCACGGAACCAUCUUAUUUCAAGCUGUGCACAGAACACUGUCCCGUCCACUUGGCUUUACUAGACGAAGUAGCUUCGUGCCACCAACUUCUUCACCACAGGCUACUCAAAUUAUUGGUACAGCUUUUUGAAUCGCCACAAGAUGAACUGGAAAUUUUAGUACAGCUGGAACUGAAAAAAAUGCUUCUAGACCGUAUGGUGAACCUGCUGAGUCGAGGCUGCGUGGUACCCGUACUGCGUUACAUCAAGCAGUGCUGGCAGCGCGGCGACACUGAUAUCUCGCUGAUAAGAUACUUCAUUACAGAGGUACUAGACGCAAUUGCUCCGCCAUAUACUCCCGAAUUUGUCCAACUUGUAUUGCCUAUGGUCGAAAACGAAGAAAUCACAGGUACCAUGCGGGCUGAGGGCGAAAACGAUCCAGUUUCAGAAUUCAUAGUUCACUGCAAAGCUCAUUAUUUUGUAAGUUAAGAAGAACCGAUGCUGUGGCAACAUUUGGCGAUUAAUUUAUAAAUUAAUCUUUAUGGAUAGAUAGCGAAAUGUGGUUAAAAUACCAUUUACAGUAUUGAUACCGAAAAUAAUUUAAAAUAUAGCAAAACUUCUUCCGAACUUUCGCCAGUAUUUUAGAAAUUCUUGAAUUUUGAGUUCGCCAUCACUUAUGACUAGUUAUUUCAACUGUGUAUAUCUCUCGUGGCGGUGAAAUAUGAAGAAUAACUAUAGAAAAUCAUAUUAACCGUAACCGGUGAAUCAAUAUAUAGGCUGAAUUGAAAUUUGACUUAUUUUUAUGUUAUGUAGUAUUAAGUAUGAUCGAAAAUUAAUAAUUAAGUUCUUGAUUUAAGUAAUAAAAUACAUCAGACAACAUUGAUUUUAUUUACCUAAAAUUCUAAUAUCCUCUAGUUGCUUUUCGCUCGUAAUAUCUUUGUAAGGCUUGCUCAAAUACUUCGCCUACAGUUCUUUUUUUCCAAAUAUCAAUUUUAGUUUUUGGCUCAAUUGUUGGUUCACUCUUCUUGGUAUCCGAUUUUUCUGCUUUUUCAUCCAAAUUUAUCUUUUUCUUUUGAUGCUCAUUGUUGUUAGGCGAAUCGUGAGAAAUUUUCUCGUCAGCCUUUUUAUUGGAAUCAUCUUCAUUAUCGUCACUAGAUUCUUCAAUUGAGAAAUCUGAAUCGGCAUCAAUAUUUUCUUCACAUUUUUUCAAUCUCUUUGAUCGAAUAUCACUUAGAUUUAACCGAUUAAUUUCAUCACCAGAAUCUGCAAUUUCACCAUCAGAGAGUUGCUCAGUAAUCUCAUCAGAAGUCUUUCGUUUUCUAUAAUUCCUUUUUUUAGGAACUUCCUUUCUUUGUGUUUCUUCAAGUUUGACCUCCAAAUCUUUUCUAUUAUGAAUGUCCGAUUUAUCUUGCUUAGUACUUGAUAAAUUAUUUGGCUUGACAGUAUUUUCAUCUGGACCCAAUUUUUGUUCAUAUAAAUGACGAUAGAAACCACCUUUAAGAAAAAAUGUAUUAAUUAUCAAUAUUUUACACAGUUAAAAAUAAUUAAUGGAAAUUUAUGGCCUCAGAUUGGUACAGUCAAGGAAGCAAUCCUUGAAUGUACGAAUUAGAAACCCCCAAUAUUUGAUAUCAUCAUCAUCUGAUGAUUCGUUUGGGUUUAGGAUGAAUUAUUAUUAUUUAAAAUUGAAAUUUCAUACCUAAGUCCCUUUGUUUCGUUACAUCUCCUAUACUUUCCAAAUAUUCUUCCCUUUUUUCUUUCUCUUCUUCCAAACUCAUUUCUUCUAAUUUUUUCUUAUAAGCAGAUGUAACAAAAACUUCUUUAUCAGCAAAUUCUUCACCUUCUUUUUCUCGCUCCUUCUGAAUCUAAUUUAAAAAGAAUUGUAUUAUUUUCUGGGCAUUUAUAAAAAAGAAACUUGCUAUUUCUCUAAUCUAUAUUUUGUGGCUACUUUAACCUUUUAAGCGCUUGGCUAAAUAUCAAUUGUCGUGCCCCUAGCGCGCCGCUACAAAUCGAUAAAAUAAUACCUACAAUAAAUAAGGAGGAGUAAUCGUUGUAUCGAUAAAAAAAAGUCAAAAAGUCAAAAAACGUCAAAUGUUGGCGUUAUACAAAGAUUCUGAGGGAUACUUUUCUUAUGAAUAAUAAGGGAAAAAAAUAGUAACACAAGACAAUAUGUUAAAUUUAACUUUAUUUCGUAUGACACUGUUUAUUUCAUGCUGAAUGAUGCAUUAUACCUGAUUAUUUAACUGUUUGUUAUUUUGUUUUUAAAAUGCGCAUUGCAUUGUAUCCCAUCCCUAUGGUCAUAUUUAUGCGACACGCGCGAUAGACACCGAAGAAAAGUCCGAGCUGCCAAUUACUUAUUUUUGUUUAAGUUUUUUCAAUGCUUAGAGCUAUGAAACAUAAUUUUAAGUAAUUGUUGUAAUAAAUAGCUCUAUUCAAUAAUAGUUUUAGUUAUACCACGAAAUUAAUAGGACGAUAAUAGAACGAAAAAAUCAUGGAUAUUCUCUGUCGCAGAAAUACGACACGGGCGGUAGGGGCACGGCAAUAUUUGUCGCAUAUAUGCGACUCGCGCGGUUAAAAGGUUAAAUAUGUUAAAAAUCCAUACUAAUUAUUACCUAAUAAUUAGUAUGGAUUUUUAACUAUAAUGUGAAAGUCUGUCUGUCUGUAUGUUAUACUGUAACAGCUGGUUCGAUUUUGAUAAAAUUUGGUAUGCAGAUAUUUUUUUUUUAAAUAUAAAAUUAAGUUUUUAAGUAUUUAGAUAUAUAGAAAUUCAGCAGUACAUAUUUUAUUAAAAAAUAACUGUUUGAUACUUACUUGUCGUUCAAUGCGACGCUCAUUUUCGAGCUUUCUCUUAUUUGCUGUUUUUAAAAGGUUCUCAAUGUACCGAGGUUUUUUUUCUUCUGUUGUUUUAACUUUUUUUUCAUCCUUUUUACUAACCAUAGCAUCAUAUAUUUCAUCAUAUUGAUAAACUGUUGGGUCUUCCAUUAGAGCAUUUUGUUGUGCUUUUUUAGCCUGAUAGGACAAAAAAAUUGAUAUAAAUAUAAUUAGUGAAAACAGACAGUGCUAGUCACUAGAAGGUUAGUUUAUUUCUUGUUGAUAAAAUCUUAGAUACAAUAAUACAUGACACAGUUGAACAUAGGAGAGUGAGUGGUAGCUCUUGAAUUAACUUGAUACAAUACAAUGGCCAGGGUUCAUAAUUGGAACCAAACCAUGAAUGUUUAAUAGAUAUAUUAAAUUAAUAAUGUUUGAGAUAAGAGAUGUAUAUUUUGAUUAAUACAAGUUCAAUACUGUCAAGUAUUGAACUUGUAUUAUACAAUACAAUAUUGUAAAAACAAGCUUAUAAACUUGGGAUUCUUCAUUUAGGCGAUGGGCUAGCAACACCUGUCACUAUUUGAAUCUCAAUUCCAUCAUAAAGCCAAACAGCUGAAUGUGGCCUAUCAGUCUUUUCAAGACUGUUGGCUCUGUCUACCCCGCAAGGGAUAUAGACGUGAUUAUAUGUAUGUACUGUCAAGUAAGGAGCAUGAUGGAAGGCAUGUCUGUCCAUUAGUACAGACUAAAACAUACCUAGUGAUGGAUAGUAAAACCACUAAUUAGACCCAUGAUAACACAUGCAUGAUUAUAAACUGUUAACUACAUAGUGUUCAUUAAACAGUGCACAAACUGUAAAGAAUAAGGUUUUAAGAAUUGUAAAUGUUUAAUAGGUACCCUGAGAUAGUGAUUUUUCUUCAAUCCAGACUAAAUGAGAGAAUUGGAUAAAAGAGAAAUCGAAUUUAUAGUGCAAAGUGGUUCUAUUCUACUCUGCCAAAAACCACACACAGAGCUUAAAAAUACAAAUUACAACAAAAAUCAAAUAAUUAUAACAGUACUAGACAAACUUACAACAAAGUGGUACAGGGGAGACAGAAUGAUCAAGUAUAGCUUUUGUAGAUGUAUCACACAAUAGAUCAGGUCAAUAGUACCCUUAAUUGUCAAGCUUGCAUGAAUGUGAAUGAAGCAAAAGAAAUGUAUAAGAAUUGUAACAAGUACUCCUCUGGGAAAAGGUUCUAUGUAUGUAUAUAAAAUAUGUAUAUAAAAAAAAUAUGAUAUAAAAAAUGCGGCAGUAUUAACUUGUCUGUUGAUGUUGUCACUAGGCCGCAAUAAAACAGGUUUCUUGAUGGCUUCAUCAUCAGAAUCAGAAUCAUUACCAAAGAUAUUACGAGCUGAUUGGAACACUGGCUGUUUUGUUUGUGCUUUCUCUGGCAUGAUUAGCCCAUAUCUGAAAAAAAAAAUAGGAAAAAGGUAUUUGUCCACCUCCUUGGUGCAAUAGUAGUGUACUUGCCUACGAGCUAGCUUAAUCUGUGUAAUUUUUUCUUGGUUUAUACAUAUAUAAUAAAAUAGAGGCCGCCCGCGACUUCGUCCGCAUGGAAACCCUAUCAAUCCCGCGGGAACUCUGGGAUAAAAAGUAGCCUAUGUGUUAUUCUGGGUCUUCAGCUACCAACAUACCAAAUUUCAUGGUAAUCGGUUCAGUAGUUUUUGCGUGAAAGAGUAACAAACAUCCAUACAAACUUUCGCCUUUAUAAUAGUAGUAGGAUAACUCCAUGUAAAUUCCACAUAUGCGCAUACUUAUUUUUAAUUAGAAAAAUAAUUGUUUCAACUAUUUCAUGUUGAUACUUAUUUACCUAUGUAAGAAAAAAAAUACCAUUGUACUUCAUAUUAUAUAUAUACUUACUUCUUCGAACCAGACAUCCCUUAUGUUGGUUAGCUCCUUAUUGUUGUAAACUAUACCUCGGAACCAAAUAAGUUUCAACUUAUAUUUUAUGAUAUUACAGUAUAAGCACCUAUUUAAAGUAGGUGAUAAUAUGUAUCUUU